Messenger RNA from Nezara viridula (southern green stink bug), 4443 nucleotides. The record is from the annotation of a GenBank genome assembly. Lineage: Eukaryota; Metazoa; Arthropoda; Insecta; Hemiptera; Pentatomidae.
AAAAACUUUUCCACAGCAGUUUACAUUCAAAAUCACAAGUGUUAUGAACUAAUAGUAGAUUAGACCGAAAUUUCGGUUGUUUCUGUUACGCAUAGUGUUUUAUUGCUUUCCGAUUAGAACCAUUCUUCAGAACUCUUAGAGAACACCUAGACAGAAUAUGUGCAAUAGAUAAAAUUGGAAAAUUGUAGCGGAUAUCAGAAAACAUAUUUAACAGAUACCAAAAUCAGUUUCGCCUUUUUUAUAAUUAUCAGCAAAAUAUUUAUACGGAAGGGUGUCGGUAAUCAAGGAUUGGAGCUUCAACUUGAUCUUGGAAAAUUCUUUUUACACCAAUCUCUGAUAGGAAAAUGAAGAACCGAAACUUUUUCACGAUCUGGAGCAGGAAUAAGGUCUAUGAAAUCCAAAAAAAGAACAUAAAGAAAAGUUCAGGCAAAUUAAAGACUGUUUUAAAAAUGUUCCACUACACGAAUAAAAAAGACGCUGCCCUCCUGGUCAUGAGUUCAUCAGCUGCUGUUGUUAAUGGCAUCAUACCAAUACUCUAUUCCUGGAUACUUAUAUCAGCGAUUCUAGAUUUGUUCAUUAAAAUAGAAACCGAGGGGAACCCAUAUAACAUCUCCAUGGCUGAAAUGAAUUCCCAGAUCACCAGUAUUGCCUAUCACUUUUUCGAAAUUGGUGCGAUUAAUUUUGUUAGCGGCUUCAUUCAGAUUUGGGCUUCGGAAAAAGCUUCCCGUAGCAUAAUGACCAAAAUAAGAACUGACUAUCUGUCAAAGAUGCUGUUCAUAGACAUUAAAUGGUAUGACGAAUCCAAUGAGCAGUUCAUAAGUAUUGUAUCACACGAUUUACAGAAGAUGAUGUUUUUAUUGGACAGUAAGAUGGCAUCUUUCAUAGAAAUAUUGUCAUAUUUCCUUUUUGGAUGUUUAGCUUCUUUCAUUGUUUCUUGGGAGGUGACAAUUCUGAUCCAUAUACUAAUAAUGGCUACUAUGGUGGUAGUAUAUUUUUUGAUACAACUAGCAAAAAAGAAGGGAAUUAUACGACAAGAGGUCAGUGAAAAAUGUACAAAAAUUGCAUCUGAAGUACUAACGAAUACCCGAACAGUCGUUGCAUAUGGAGGUGAAUAUAAAGAAAUUGAAAGGUACAAGAAUACAUUGAACUUGGCCUAUAAGCAUGGAUUAAAACAAGCUACAGUGGUAUCGUUGAUGAAAGCAUCCAACUAUUUAAUACUAUGCGUUUCCUACAUGCUGAUCUAUUACCUCUCUGUAAGGUUAUUCCUUAUUGAUGAUUUUAUGCCUGGAUACAUAGUCCUUCUUUCAACACAAAUUAUGAUUAUUCUACAAUCUACAUUCAUGUUGAGUACCGUUUCCGAUCUCUUCGUGGCAACAGAUUCGGCUUACAAAGUGAUGCAAUUCCUCGAAACUAAAACCAGCUAUAGCGAAUCUCUCGAAAAAGGUGUUAUACCAAACACAUUUGAAGGCAAUGUAUCUUUUAGAAACGUACAUUUUUCCUAUCCUACAAAUAUACAUACUAAGGUUCUAAAUGAUUUUACAUUGGAUAUCGAAUCUGGCAAAAUCACGGGCGUUGUUGGAACUAGUGGUGCUGGUAAAAGUACUAUUGUAAGCCUUGCAACUCGCCUUUAUGACAUAAGUGGAGGAAAGAUUCUUGUAGAAGGAGUGGACAUCAAUGAACUUAAUAUCAAUUGGCUGAGGGAUCAAAUAGGUGUUGUUGGACAGGAGCCUGUGCUCUUCGAUACCUCUAUAGAGGAGAACAUCAGGUACGGAAAAACUACUGCGACUUUGGAAGAGGUCAUCGAAGCAGCUAAAGUUUCUCAUGCUCAUGAUUUUAUAGAGAAGUUACCAUCGGGCUAUGAUACUGUGGUCGGGGAAGGAGGAACAAAGCUGUCGGGAGGUCAGAAACAGAGAAUAGCCAUUGCCAGGGCAAUAGUCAGAAAACCAAAAUUGUUACUACUUGAUGAAGCCACUUCUGCAUUAGACUCUCAUUCAGAAGGCAUUGUCCAAAAAGCCCUAGAUAAUGCAAUGCAUGGUAGGACAACCCUAAUAAUUGCACAUAGGAUGUCGACAGUGAGAAAGGCUGAUGUUAUUUAUGCUAUGAAGAAUGGUUGUAUUGAAGAAAAAGGCUCACACAGUGAACUGAUGAAGCUUAAAGGAUAUUAUUACUCUCUAGUCAAAGCGGAAGAACAGGAAGAUAAAGAAAAAGCUUUUAACCAAGUGUGUGCUUUUCAAGAGGAUUUGAUCAACGAAGAUGCAUCAUUUGCCGAUGGCGAUAAUGUACAGGUUCCUGAGAUCGUUGGUAAACCCUUCACAAUGAAUAAGAAAAAUCUCAAAAUAAUACUCAUAUUGUUAUUGGCUAUUUUUUCCACUGCUGCUAUUGCAUUAUUCAUUACUGCUUUCUAUUUCGUCCUUAGUAUUUUUUGCGAGUCUUUCACACUUGCUAAGGAUGAACUGAAGUGGAUAGUUCUAAAUAAUGUCGGUAUUAUGAUGGCCCUUGGCGUUCUUGCAUUCAUCUCGGCAGCUUUGUCUAAUAUGAUGUCUACAAAGGUAACUCAACUAUGGUUGGAAAACCUACAAAAUAAAGCUUUUAAUAAAAUAGUUUCUAUGGACAUAGGCUGGUUUGAUAGGAGCGGUAAUUCUCCUAAUGAAUGCCUUGAAGUAUUGACCAACUGUCCUCCUCUCAUUGAAUCAGUGACAGGCGAUAGGGGAGCUCAAGUACUCAGCUUCAUACUCUCUGUACUAUUCGCCUAUGGCUAUUCAUUCGCCAUCACUGUAAGUGUAACAUUGAUUAAUCUGCCACUUCUCAUAAUCUUUUUGAUAAUUAAUAGCUUGAGAAUAAAAUCAAAACUAGGUGAUACUAAGUCCGCUGCCCUCGCAAUCAGAUCUACAAAGGUUGCGACUGAAUACGUUAAAAAUGCCAAAACAAUCCAAUUACUAAAUUGUCAAAAUUAUGUUAUCAACCAGUAUCAGGAUUUGCUUAUGCUUUCCAAUAAGGAGGCCCAUGUAAGCAUAAUUUGGUUUUCAGCAGUUUACGGCACGAAUAAGGCUCUGAUACGAUUGUCAUUGUUUCUAACAUUAACUUUUGGAGCUAAACUCAUUGAGAACCAUGAAGUUACAGGAAUAUUAUUUUUAAGUGUCUUGAAUUCCCUCUGCUUCGCGUCCAUGACAGCUGAACCUGCCUUCGUCUUAAUGAGUCAGUAUCCCCAAGCCAGAGAGGCUCUGAUGAGAUUUUAUAGAAUCGCAACUCUUAAAACAAAUACCAAUAAAUUGAGAGAUCAAGGAGAUAAACCGGAAAUCAGUGGAAACAUUGUUUUCAAAGACGUGAUGUUUUCUUAUCCAACCAGGACUGAAGUGCCAGUCCUUAAAAAUCUGAACCUUGGGAUUGAAGCUGGAACAACUGUGGCUCUUGUGGGAGACUCUGGCUGUGGCAAAUCGACCCUCAUCUCACUUUUAGAGAGAUUCUAUCGUCCCAACUCGGGAAAAAUUCUAAUUGAUGGAAACGACAUCAACAGCAUAAAUACGAGGUAUUUGAGAAGCCAAAUGGGCCUCGUGUCCCAGGAACCAGCUUUAUUUGAUAUGACGAUAAAGGAAAAUAUUCUUUAUGGCCUAGAAGAGGAGGUUGGGAUGGAUAAGGUCAUAGAAGCUGCAAAAAUAGCAAACAUCCACAACUUUAUAAUGAAGCUUCCGCAGGCUUAUGACACUUCAGUAGGAGAAAGGGGUUCGAAUUUAUCUGGUGGCCAGAAGCAGAGAAUUGCAAUCGCCAGGGCUGUUCUCAGGGAUCCCAAGAUACUGCUUUUAGACGAAUUUACUUCUGCACUUGAUACGGAGAGUGAGAAGACAGUGCAGGAAGCGUUGGAAAAAGCUUCAGUUGGCAAGACGACUAUUUUGAUAGCACACCGGCUCUCGACGGUCCGCAAAGCAGACAAGAUAGUCGUUCUUCAUUCUGGUGUUGUCGUAGAGGAAGGAACCCAUCAACAGUUAAUGGAAAAGAAAGGAUACUAUUUCAAUCUGCUAAAUAGAUAGUUAAGCAUUUUUGUUCAAACAAAUCGUCUUGUACAUAUCUCAUAACUUAAACAUAUUUUUAAAUCUCGUAUUAUUUAUAUAUAUAUAUUACGCAAGCAGACGGUAAAUGAUUACUGUUGAAUGUUAUUUAUUACAUUAAUUGAAUGAAAAUGAACAAUUACAAAUACUGACUAAUUUUGUAAAAUAGCAAUCGUUAUCUUCACAAAUGUCUUAAAUGAAAUGGUAUGCCUAAUUUGAACUAAAAAAUAUAUACUUUAAUAAUUAUUUAUCUUUCCAUCUUGGUGUUCACUUGAAACAUUUGUGCAAAUCUAGAUUAGACAUUUUCCCAGUUAUCAAUCCUUUUAUAUUUUUUUACAAAAUCUGUGAUAACAACCGUUGUAACCCAAUGACUUCAUCACUUGUAAUAUAUUUUAAUUAA